CGCACGUCAUUCAGCGCGCGUGUGUUGUUGUGUCACCACCGCUCAGUCAGUGAAGCACCGCGCGCGACGCAGCGCGUACAUUGUGCCGCGUACCUCUUUGUUCCCCGAGUGAUGGUAGCAGCUUUGUAACGUCACAAUACAGUUACUAGUUCAGAAUGAAAGUGGACAAGGACGCGUCGCUGAGCCUGGCCGGGCCCACGGUGGCUGGAGACGAGUCUAAACCGUUCCUGUCCGACAGGAAGGAGAGCCUGAAGGUGACCAUCACUCCGGCGCAGCACAAGACGCUCACGCACCUGCCGAAGCGCCCGCCCGUGGACCUCGCCUUCACAGACCUCACCUACAAAGUGCAGGAGGGACGCAAGAGCAAUGUGAAGACGAUCCUGAAGUCGGUGUCCGGGCGGCUGCGGUCCGGCGAGCUGACGGCCAUCAUGGGCCCGUCCGGUGCCGGAAAGUCCACGCUGCUCAACAUACUCACCGGAUACAAGACCUCAGGCAUGGAAGGCAGCAUCACAGUGAACGGCAUGGAGCGCAACCUGUCCAGCUUCAGGAAGCUGUCGUGCUACAUCAUGCAGGACAACCAGCUACACGGCAACCUCACCGUGGAGGAGGCCAUGGGCGUGGCCACGGCGCUCAAACUGCCGUCGGCCACUACUAAAGCGCAUAAGGAGGAAGUGAUCCAAGAGAUCCUCGAAACGCUGGGUCUAUCCGAGCACCACAAGACGAUGACGUCAAACUUGUCAGGAGGACAGAAGAAGCGUCUGUCCAUAGCCCUGGAGCUGGUCAACAACCCUCCCAUCAUGUUCUUCGACGAGCCGACAUCAGGACUGGACAGCUCGUCGUGCUUCCAGUGCAUAUCUCUGCUGAAGACCUUGGCCAGGGGAGGCAGGACUAUCAUCUGCACCAUCCACCAGCCUUCAGCCAGGUUGUUCGAGAUGUUCGAUCACUUGUACACGCUGGCCGACGGACAGUGUGUGUACCAGGGCAGCACGGGCAGACUAGUGGAGUGGCUGGGCAGCCAGAGCCUGCAGUGCCCGUCGUACCACAACCCCGCGUCCUUCAUCAUCGAGGUGUCCUGCGGAGAGUACGGGGACAACACCGGCAAGCUGGUCCGAGCUAUUAAUAACGGGAAGCAUGAUAUUAGAAACGGCCUACCAUUCCCCGAGAGCAAAGUCCCGGACCUCAACAACAAGAAGGACAUGGAAGUGUCUCUGGCCCCAGAAGUGAACAAGAACGACCUCUCGCAAGUGCGUGACAAGUUCAGACAAGAGCCUCAGAACGGCUCCAACGGCUCCAACCUACAGAAUGGCCUUUUACAGUACGCGGCGAACGAGAUAGCAAAGGGCAAAGGCGAGCCACUAGUGGUACAAAUGGAGUUGGAGAAGCAGGACAACGCAUCAGUGUCUCUACUAGGAGACAGCGGCUCCCCGCGCCGCUACGCCACCAGCGAACUCACGCAGUUCUGGGUCGUGCUCAAGAGGACACUGCUCUUCAGUCUUAGGGACUGGACGCUCAUGUACCUCCGUCUCUUCGCUCACAUCCUGGUCGGCAUACUGAUCGGAGCUCUGUACUACAACAUCGGCAACGACGCCAGCAAGGUGCUGUCCAACCUCGGCUUCCUGUUCUUCAAUAUGCUGUUCCUCAUGUACACCUCCAUGACCAUCACUAUACUUAGCUUCCCACUCGAAAUGCCUGUGCUCGUCAAAGAACACUUCAAUCGGUGGUAUUCGCUCAAGUCCUACUACUUGGCCAUCACCGUCUCUGAUAUACCAUUCCAGGCGAUAUUCUGCAUAAUCUACGUGGUGAUAGUGUACCUGCUGACGUCGCAGCCGCUGGAGAUGUUCCGCUUCGUGAUGUUCCUCACGUCGUGCCUGCUCAUCUCUUUUGUUGCACAGAGCGUCGGUUUGGUUGUUGGUGCUGCCAUGAAUGUGCAGAACGGUGUAUUCCUGGCGCCAGUGAUGUCGGUCCCCUUCCUUCUGUUCAGCGGUUUCUUCGUGUCCUUCAACGCGAUCCCGGUGUACUUGCGGUGGAUCACGUACUUGUCCUACAUUAGAUAUGGGUUCGAGGGCACUGCCCUUGCUACCUACUCGUUUAAUAGGACCAACUUGGUUUGUCACCAGGUGUACUGCCACUUCAAGGACCCGGACACAACUUUAGACGAGCUGGACAUGGGCGACGCGGACAUCACGCUGGACAUAGCGGCUCUCUGCGUCAUCUUCCUCGUGCUCAGGGUCUCCGCCUUCUUGUUCCUGCGCUGGAAGCUCAAGUCCACCAGAUAAGCCGUCUGAAUUUGAUAGGGUUAUACUGCACUGCUCUUGGACAUUCUUAAUUCGGUCGGGUUUGCCGGACUUUUCAAUGGUGCGCUGGUUUUGUUUACGAGCAACAACAUAGUAAAUGAAAUUAAAUCAGUUGGUGUUGGAAAUAUGUCGGAAACACGUCCGUUUAAGUGAAUCGGUUAUGAAACUUCUCGUGAAGAUUUCAAGUUAAUCACAAACUGAUAUUGAGACUGAUAACCGAUUCCCAAGGGUGGUGCAGUUUAACUAAGUAGUAGAUAAAUUAGUUUUUUGUAUGUUUAAGUAUAUUUUAAUGUUGUUAGACUAUGAACAAUUGAUAUGUUAGUUAGAUCGCUGUGCGGUUUUAAUAUUGAUAAUACUGAAACAUUCUGAUAAUCAUCAUAAAAUCUGAGUAUACACCAGUACCUACUUGGUUCAUUGGAAAUGCAAUUUUAUUCCUGAUUUACGUUAUAUUUUAUUUAUUAUUGUGAUUGAGCUUUUAAUGUAGGAAUGAGCAAACUAUGAAAAUAAAUAAAAUAAUGUUUGUAUCCAAAGUUAUUUAUUUUCUUGAAACAUGACAAUUAUGGAGACUUAAUUAUUAAAUUUACAACCGAAUCGUACAAUAUUGUGCCUUUAUGUGAAAACGCCCUUAUGAAAAACUUGUGAUGGAAUUGUUAUUAAAUGUGAUCAUUUUAUGUGAUAAUGCGAAUGUUUAUAUUAUUUUGAAAUCAUUCCUUUUAACGGUAAGCUGGCCUUUAAAGAUACACAUUUUAACAAAUAUACUAAAACCGUGCAUUGACUGUUUAAAUAAAUCAUAAUAUAUUUACAUACUUAAUUAAAUUAUAAUGAAAAACAUGUAGGUAUGUGUACCAAAAUUCAGCAGGCAGGUAAUGAAAAUCCACUUUUAAUUGCAUUCUUUGUACAAAAAUUAAAACAUUGCAUUUUUGCUAGUACAUUCAACUCGACUGUUAUUGGCCUUGAAAACAUUUUAGGUGUAUUUUAUUCAAUUUUUAGAAUGUGUACGUCGAAACAGGCCAAGGCGGCGUCAUUACCCGCGUCUUUCAAAAGUGGAUACACCUUCGUCAGUGGUUGGUGCAAAAAUCAUGUAUUUUAAAACGAAAGUAUAAACUCUGAUCAUUAUCUUGCCGUCAGCAGGCUUGCCUUUAUUUCGACAAGACAACAAUAAGUCUUUUUUGUUCGUGAAUUCAUCGCUUCUUGAGAUUGUUUUGUUUUAUUGGAGAGAUCGUAGAUAGAGAAUAGACCAAGUUCCUCAAAAGGCGGUGACCGAACUUUAUAAAUGUAUGUAAUUGAUAGGGUAAAAGGUUAUAAUAUUUGUACUUAGCUGUAAAAAUAGCGUAAGAAAGUGGUCCAAAAUAUGGUUAGUUGUAGGUCCUAGAUUUUAUAAUAAUGUUUUGUAUAUCUUUUAUUAAAUGGUUUUUUUUAUUAAGAA
Messenger RNA from Plutella xylostella (diamondback moth), 3720 nucleotides. Its product is annotated as ATP-binding cassette subfamily G member 4. Gene Ontology annotation, molecular function: ATP hydrolysis activity; ATP binding; ABC-type transporter activity. Lineage: Eukaryota; Metazoa; Arthropoda; Insecta; Lepidoptera; Plutellidae. Gene Ontology annotation, biological process: transmembrane transport. The record is from RefSeq and is a predicted model, not a curated record. Gene Ontology annotation, cellular component: plasma membrane.